Brassica oleracea var. oleracea is the source of this 1521-nucleotide messenger RNA. Its product is annotated as serine/arginine-rich splicing factor RSZ21. The record is from RefSeq and is a predicted model, not a curated record. The transcript is spliced from 6 exons. Gene Ontology annotation, biological process: mRNA splicing, via spliceosome. Gene Ontology annotation, molecular function: zinc ion binding; RNA binding. Gene Ontology annotation, cellular component: nuclear speck. The coding region runs from base 112 to 669 and encodes 185 amino acids. NCBI's taxonomy places the organism in Eukaryota, Viridiplantae, Streptophyta, Magnoliopsida, Brassicales, Brassicaceae.
UAUCAGUCCUCGAACAUUCGUGCUCUCUUUCCUCUCCCAAGUCUGAACCCUAAUACAUCCUCCCCACUCCGCCGUAAGACCUCGAUUCUCAGAUUUGUCUGAUUUGGCAACAUGACAAGGGUUUAUGUCGGGAAUCUGGACCCCCGGGUCACCGAAAGGGAACUCGAAGAUGAAUUCAGGAUCUUUGGCGUCCUUCGCAAUGUUUGGGUAGCUCGUAGGCCACCGGGCUACGCUUUCCUCGAGUUCGAUGACGAAAGAGAUGCUUUGGAUGCAAUCAGGGCUUUGGAUGGGAAGAACGGGUGGCGUGUGGAGCUUUCUCACAAAGAUAAGGGAGGUCGUGGAGGUGGUGGCCGUCGCGGUGGUAUUGAGGACUCCAAGUGCUACGAGUGUGGAGAGCCUGGACAUUUUGCGAGGGAGUGUCGCCGUGGUCGAGGAGGCUAUGGGAGGCGUAGAAGCCCUAGCCCUCGCCGUAGGAGUCCUGAUUAUGGAUAUGGACGCAGGAGCAUCAGCCCUCGUGGAAGAAGGUCUCCUCCAAGGCGUCGCAGUGUGAGUCCACCUCCACCCCGCCGCUACAGCAGAUCCCCACCACCGUAUCGUAGCUCAAGACGUGACUCCCCUCGCCGCAGAGACUCGCCCUAUGGCAGACGUUCACCAUAUGCCAAUGGGUAAGGUGUGAGACUCUUACUGAAGAAGAAGGAACGAUGAGUGUUGCUGUGCCCGUUAGGAUAUGUUUACUAUGCUAUUAGUUCUUCUAGGGUUGGUUGUUGAGCAUGGACUCAGUGGCGUCUUAUUAGACUUUUCUGUGAUUUGGAACUCUCCUUCAAGCUGUUCUCCAACGGCUCUCUGUCUUGUUCUUGUUAUCUUGGACUACUGUCGACCGUCUUGGCUUGCUGUCUUCAGCGUGCUUGAACCCUAAGGUCGUUUUCAUGCUUUAUUUGACUACAAUAUUACUCAUAUCAUCCAUAUAUAUAUAUAUAUAUAUAUAUAUGCUUCUGGUGUGUUUUGUUGCAUACAUUUUUCUUAUAUCUCUUCCGUGUGAUAUACCUAAAAGAUUCAAGUGUUUUCACUUUUUUCUUUCUUGUGAGGUAUGAUUUCUGGUAAGAUACUGGGAUCUCUCGGCAGCUGCGCUGCAUCUUAGUCUCCCACAACUUUAGCUUUGUCAUCUUCAACCCAUCAAUCUGCAUCAUCAUCAUCUCAACCAUCAUCAGCUAGAUUUGCUUGUUGUCACUUUUUAAAAGAUUGCAUUGUUCUUCACUCAUCAUUCUUACCUUGAUCUGCAAUCAAGCUUCUAAUGAAAGAUCCUCUACCUCGGUCUCUGCUCGCCACGCCAAUAGUUUUACACAUCACUUAGGUUCUCUGCACACUUUUUGGUCACUCUAGUUUUCAACAUCUAUUGGUACUAUUAAUCUUUCUUUGGGGGUUAGUUAAAGUUAAAAUUACAUGUAACCCUUUGUGGAUGCUUCCUUUUGUAUUUCUUGUGAAAAUGUGUUGAGUCUUCUGUGAUCAUGAUUUGAUUUUCCA